Oryza sativa Japonica Group (Japanese rice) is the source of this 4404-nucleotide messenger RNA. The record is from RefSeq and is a predicted model, not a curated record. Lineage: Eukaryota; Viridiplantae; Streptophyta; Magnoliopsida; Poales; Poaceae.
AUGGAGGAACACAUCACUCAAGCGAUUGCAGUGUUGGUGACGAAGGUGGAGAGGGUCGACAAUCUCUGCAAGCAGCUUAAGCAGAUCGACCUCAAGCUUGAAACUCAAGGGAAGCGGCUGGAUUCGGUCCAAAGCAAGGUGGAUUUGUCCAUGUCUUCUCUCGGGCAAGUUCAGCAUGAGCAAGCUCAGGUCGCGCGGGCUCUCAAGGCGGUGACGUCUGCUUCUUCGUCACCAACUCCACCGCCGACUCCACCUCUGCCGUCGCAACCGCCUCCACUUCUUCCUCCACCUCCGAAGCCGCCUACUAAGGAUGGGGCCUCUUCUUCAUCUUCGGCGCCACCGUCCCCUACCCAUGUGCACUCUGCACCGUCUCAUCAGGGCUCUGUUUUGGUGUCUCAGUUUAUUCGGGGUCUUAAAGAGGAAUUGAGAUAUAAUGUACAUGCUCAGCAACCUGUCAUAGUCACUCAAGCUUAUAUGGCAGCCCUGGCUUUUGAAGGUGCUCAACAGUUAAAUAAAUCCUUUGUCAAGAAGGAUACUGGGGUUGGUAAAUUUGGGGAUAAAGGGAAAUCUACUCUGAGGGAAUUGUGGAAAGCUCAACAACUGAAGGAUUAUCGUCGUGCCAAUGGUUUAUGUUUCAAAUGUGGUGAGAAGUAUAGUCCUACUCAUGUGUGUGGCAAAGUUGAAGGGGUUCAGUUGAAGGCCAUGGAAUUGACUGACACUACUGAAAUUCUUGAUGAUAGUGUGCUGGAUGCUCUUACCAACCUGGAUACUCCUCCUGAUGAUGGUAUGUUACUAUCUGUCCAGGCUUUGGCUGGUACCAGUUCUGCUAAUUCUUUGCAGUUGAGAGCUUUGGUGGGAAAUCAGGUGGUGUUAAUCUUGGUUGAUUCGGGCAGUUCUCACAGUUUUAUCAAUGCAGAUCUCUGUCAUCGUUUGCAGCUGCCUUUGGUAUCCUGUGAUCCUGCCACCGUGAAAAUUGCUGAUGGCACUCUGCUCACCUGUUCUGCUCAAGUUCCUGCAUUUACUUGGUGGAUACAGGGUUACACUUUUGUCUCUUCUAUGAAGGUCUUGGAUCUGGGAGGUUAUGAUGCAGUGUUGGGGAUGGAUUGGCUGUCUCAGUAUAGCCCUAUGCAGUGUAAUUGGGCUGAGAAGUGUCUCUCUUUUGCUUAUCAGGCACAAACGGUUAAGUUGCAAGGUAUUGUCUCUCACUCCCUUCAGCAACUCACUGCUGUUACUUCUGAUAAACCGUGUAAGUGGCAAGCUGGUAAUGAUAUUUGGGCCUUGGCUGUGGUUGAAACUGUUCCUGCACCUUCAUCUGUUUCUCCACUGCCACCUGCUGUCACCAAGUUACUUCAUCAGUAUGAUCAGAUUUUUCAGACCCCUUCUUCUCUACCUCCCCAGAGACAAUUUGAUCAUUCUAUCCCUUUACUGUCUGGAGUUUCCCCAGUUAACAUUCGCCCUUAUAGAUACUCACCUGCCCAGAAGGAUGAGAUUGAGAGGCAGGUCACUGAGAUGUUGGCCUCAGGAUUGAUUGUUCACAGCUGUAGUCCAUUUGCUUCUCCAGUUUUGUUAGUUAAAAAGAAGGACAAUACUUGGAGGUUUUGUGUGGAUUAUAGAAGGCUUAAUUCUUUGACAGUAAAGAACAAGUUUCCCCUUCCUAUUGUGGAUGAGUUACUAGAUGAACUUGCUGGCACCAAAUUUUUCUCUAAACUGGAUCUUCGCAGUGGCUACCACCAAAUUCGUAUGAAAGAAGGGGAUGAAGAGAAGACUGCAUUCAAAACACACCAUGGGCAUUUUCACUUUAAGGUGAUGCCCUUUGGCUUAACUAAUGCACCAACCACCUUUCAAUGUUUGAUGAAUUCCAUCUUUGCUCCUUAUUUGAGGAAAUUUGUGCUCGUUUUUAUGGAUGAUAUAUUGGUUUAUAGCCCUGAUUUAGACUCUCAUGUCCACCAUAUGGAAUUAGUGUUGCAAUUGCUCCAACAACAUCAGUUAUACGCUAAGUUGAGUAAAUGCUCUUUUGCUGCCACAUCUUUGGAAUAUUUGGGCCAUAUCAUUUCAGCAGAAGGGGUUGCUACUGAUCCGGACAAAACUAAGAUCAUGCAGUAGUGGCCCACUCCUACUAACACCACUGAGUUGAGAGGUUUUUUGGGAUUAACUGGCUAUUAUCGCAAGUUUGUGCAGCACUAUGGCAUUAUAGCAAAACCUCUCACCUUGCUCUUACAUAAGCAUGUGAAGUAUGAAUGGUCUGCUGCAGCUGAAGCAGCUUUCCAACAGUUGAAGGCUGCCAUGUGUACAACUCCUGUACUGGCUCUCCCUGAUUUUUCUCGGCCUUUUUUUGUUGGAAAUAGAUGCUUGUGCCACUGGUAUUGGGGCUGUGUUGUCUCAAGAUGGACAUCCUAUUGCUUUUUAUAGCAAGGCUUUGGGUAUUCAAAAUCAGAAGCUCUCUAUCUAUGAGAAGGAAUUUUUAGCCAUUAUGAUGGUAAUUGAUAAGUGGCGCUCUUAUUUGAUCCGGGGUCCAUUCACUAUUAAAAUUGAUCACCAGUCCCUUUGUCAUUUGGAUGAUCAAGUAUUGGGGAGUGAAUUACAAAAGAAAGCCAUGACUAAAUUGAUUGGUCUUCAAUAUAAGUUUCAGUACAAGAAGGGGGUUGAUAAUAAGUUAGCUGAUGCAUUGUCUCGGGUGGGGCAUUUCUUUGCUGUGCAAUCUGUUUCAGUGACUCAACCUCAGUGGGUUCAGGAGGUCAUUAACUCCUAUGUGGUGGAUCCUGCAGCUCAGCAACUCUUGACUGAAUUAGCAGUUGUCAAUCCUAAUGCUAAAGGAUUUUCCUUGUCCAAUGGUCUCAUUAAGAAAGAGGGCAGAAUAUGGGUUGGGGCUAAUUCGGGGUUGCAGACCAAAUUGAUUACAACCUUUCAUUCUUCUCCAGUAGGGGGACAUUCCGGGAUUCAGGCUACUUAUCAGCGUUUGAAGAAACUUUUUCUUUGGCCUGGUAUGAAAACUGCCGUGGCGGAAUUUGUGCAACAAUGUGCCACUUGUCAGGCUGCUAAACAUGAGCAUUGCAAGUACCCUGGACUAUUGCAACCGUUGCCUAUUCUUGCUGGGGCUUGGCAGGAUAUUUCGAUGGAUUUCAUCGAAGGUUUACCUCUCUCUAAGGGCAAGAAUACCAUUUUGGUCGUGGUCGAUCAUUUCACUAAGUAUGCUCACUUUCUACCACUGAAACAUCCAUUUUCGGCUCUUCAAGUGGCUGAAGUCUUCCUGGAUCAGGUGGCAAAGUUGUAUGGGAUGUCCAAGUCAAUUGUCUCUGAUCGUGAUCGAGUGUUUACUAGUAACUUUUGGAAGACACUGUUUGGCAGAUUUCAUAUUCCUCUUAAUUUGAGCACUACCUAUCACCCUCAAUCUGAUGGACAAACUGAGCGUGUUAAUCAAUGUCUCGAGAUGUAUCUCAGGUGUGCAGUUUCUAACACUCCUAGCAAGUGGGCAGUCUGGCUUCCUUUGGCACAAUUUUGGUACAACACUUGUUUUCACACAUCUCUACAGUGUUCACCUCAUAAAGCCUUAUAUGGUGCUGAUCCUUCUUAUGGAUUGUUGCCGUCUUUAUCUGAGGGAGAUUCUGAAGGUCAAUCGGCUGAUGCUGCUGAAAUACUCAAAACACGCACCUUCUAUUCUAGCAUUCUUCAGCAUCAUUUAGCCCGUGCUCAGAAUCAUAUGAAGCAAAUUGCUGAUUCUAAACGCACUUUUCGCACUUUUGCUGUGGGGGAUUCUGUUUAUCUGAAGCUACAACCAUACGCUCAACAUUCGGUGGUGAAUCGUCCUUGCCACAAAUUGGCUAUGAAGUAUUUUGGUCCCUUUGUGAUCUUGGAGCGUAUUGGGUCAGUUGCUUAUCGUCUGGAAUUACCGGAGGCAAGUCAGGUGCACCCAGUGUUUCAUGUGUCCCAGCUUAAGCAAUUUGUUCCUUCGUCAGUCCCUGUCUUUUCGGAGCUACCGGACAUUGUGGCGCUGGAUGAGGUGGAGCUGCUUCCUACUGCGAUUUUGGACCGGCAAAUGGUUAAGAAAGGGAAUGCAGCUGUGGUGCAAGUCAAGGUUCUUUGGGGUACUUUGCAAGAUCACUUUGCUACGUGGGAGGAUUAUGAAGUUCUUUGCACCAGAUUUCCUUUGGCGCCGGCUUGGGGACAAGCCUGUGCUCCAGCGGGCGGCAAUGUCAUAUCACAGGCUAUGACAACGGACGAGGAACAGGAGAAGGAAGCGUAAUCACGCUGAGGUGUUUUUGUGUAAAGAAAGCGACUUAAGUAAAUGUGUAGUGUGAGUUCAGUGUGUGGCCGUGAGGGCGGAAACGCGAAGGAGUAGUAUAUAAUCCCCGUGAACUGUAGUUGGAAAACAAGUCUGAAGAAAUGAAAUCAAAACCUCUCCCCAAA